AUGCCAAAGAUCACGAGCCCUUCCCGCAAACCAAUAAUCCAAGCCCCGCCAGGCGCUGGGAAAAGCGGUUCCGCUUCCGCUAGAUCUUCUGUCGGCCGGGCUACACGGGCUGCACGCUCUGCGACAGCCAGAGCGGAUGCUAGCUCCCAGGCAACUACCCGAGUUGCGAAGCUAAAGCAAUACGCGGGCCCCUCUCCCAAGACGGAAGCCCCCGUGGAAGUGAAGGACUGGCACCAAGUCUAUGAAAGAUGCUUAGUUCUCCUCCAAGAGGCUGAUGAAGACUCGGAGAAGCUCGAGGAAAAAAUGAACAAAGAGCGAGGGGAGGCUACUCAAACUGUGUUGCAGCUACACGACGAAGUGAAGAAAGCGACGGCCGAAGUCAGCCAGCUCAACUUGGAAAAAGAAGAGAUCAUGGGCAAGACACGGGAGCUUGCGGGAGAAGUGCGGCGGCUGAAGCAAGAGCUGGAGACUACAAAUGCCAGGCACCAAGAUCAAGUGGCGUGGAGCGAAAUCUUUCCUGUGCUUCAACGGACGCACAGCAACUUGCUUUCUGCCGCGGAUGAGGUCUGGAAAACGUACGACACGCUUCAGAAUAGACGUAAUGGGACUUUCUUACCUGGAUCUGGGGUCUACUGGUUGGACCAGCCUACGCAGCUUACCGCAAUGGGUCCCAGCUCUUUGCCCGACCUUGCCUUGGCGCCGACCAAUCUCUCAAUGGAUGCUCCGCAAGGGCCGGCUCAGCUCGACCAGUACGGGGGACAUUCGUGGAAAGAUGUUUGA
Messenger RNA from Penicillium oxalicum, 780 nucleotides. RefSeq lists its product as uncharacterized. The transcript has 2 exons. The record is from RefSeq and is a predicted model, not a curated record. Bases 1 to 780 code for a protein of 259 amino acids. Lineage: Eukaryota; Fungi; Ascomycota; Eurotiomycetes; Eurotiales; Aspergillaceae.